Molecule: messenger RNA, 1136 nt
Organism: Lucilia cuprina (Australian sheep blowfly)
Lineage: Eukaryota; Metazoa; Arthropoda; Insecta; Diptera; Calliphoridae
Product: KH domain-containing, RNA-binding, signal transduction-associated protein 3
Exons: 5
Coding region: 83-1045 (320 amino acids)
Biological process (GO): regulation of alternative mRNA splicing, via spliceosome
Cellular component (GO): nucleus
Molecular function (GO): mRNA binding
Source: RefSeq, a predicted model, not a curated record
AAUCAUUUCAAGAAAAUUGUAUGUGUAAAGCGGUUUGAUUUUUUUGUACUGAAGAUAAAUAAGAAAAAAGAAAUUAUUAAAUAUGUCGAAUGAAAGCAAUCGCGAUGAAGUAGGUCCUGCUGGUUAUCAACCAAAAAUUAAUGAUGUGGCUAAAAAUUUCUUAAAUGAUUUGCAAAAAGAACGUGAUCGUUUAUCGGAGGAUUUUCCAUUAUGUGCCCUUUUAAUUGAUGAAGCAUUCGAUCGCGUCUAUUCGACUGGUCGCAUACCCGGCCGAGAAUUUUUUGCCGAUGUACUCAAACAAAAACCCAUGAAACUUACCCAAAAAGUUUUCGUACCCGUUAAGCAAUAUCCGAAAUUUAACUUUACUGGAAAAAUAUUGGGACCCAAAGGUAACUCUCUAACACGUUUGCAGGACGAAACACAAUGUAAGAUAACAAUCAAAGGACGAAAUUCGAUGCGUGACAAGGUCAAGGAAGAAGAACUGAGAAAAUCAAACGAUCCACGCUUUAGUCAUUUACAUAAAGAUCUUUUCUUGGAAAUCAGUACUGUAGCAACGCCGGCCGAAUGUUAUGCACGUGUGGCAUAUGCCUUGGCCGAAAUACGUAAAUAUCUUAUACCGGAUAAAAACGAUGAAGUUUCUCACGAACAGUUGCGAGAAAUAAUGGAAAUUGAUCCAGAAUUAGCUAAGGCUGGCUAUGGUAAUCCAGAAGUUUAUAAAACGGUAUUUGACAAGGCAGGCGGGUCUAAGGGAACACCAAGAUAUUUGGGUUUAUUAAAGCAUACUUCAUAUGCAGAACGUGAGGAAUUGGAAGAUGAAUAUGAGUAUGAACAUAUUUCUCAUGCACCACCGCCGCCCAAAAGACCCUCAAGUUCAAAUGGUUAUGAGUAUGUUAAAGUUCCCUCAUCUUCGAAAGGAUACAAACGUACUACUGUACCAGUCUAUACAGAAAGCAAACGUAUACGUGAAGUCAGCUCUUCAUCUAAACCGUAUAAUCCAAAUAUAAAAUCAUCACCUAUGUAUGGUAUAUUAAAAAAACAUAAAUAAAUGUUAAAUAUAAAAAUAAUUAAUCAUAAUUAAUGAAAAUAAAUAAAAAUAAUAAUACAUAAAAGUAUAAAAUAAAAUUUAUAUACAUAAU